ACACUUCAUUUAUGUUUAGAUGAAAGAUGAAGUUACCGAAAAUUUCAUCAAAUAUCAGAAAAUAGCGCGAGACGCCCGUGAUACAAAAGCUAAAUAUGAUGAGGCAGUGAGUAAAGGUAAAAGUGAUAAAGAUUUGAUGAAGUUAAAAGACAAAUACAGGAAGAAUACAGUAAGGCUACAUAAAGUACACAAUGAUUAUGUUGUAUCAAUUCAUACAGCACAAACACAUCAAGAACAUUACAAAGAAGUUGUAUUACCAAGGUUACUUGAUGCACACCAACAAGCUGAAGAAAGUUAUGUAUCUCAAGUUAAACAACUGCUAACUCACUAUGCUGGCCUGACAAAUACUAGUAAUCUAGAUUAUCAGAAUAUGAAUGAAAACUUGCUGCAGGGCAUUAGAAAUAUUCAACCGACAGAGGAAUAUGUUGCGUUUAUUGAUGCCAACAAGGGUGCAGAGGAAUGGGUAAAUAUUGAGUUUGAUCAUCGAGUAAAUGAUGAUUACACAGAUGCAUACCUGAAAACCAGUGAUAUUGCCAUGGAUAAUCUGACAUAUGAAGACAUCACACACAAGUGUACUGAAGUUUCUGAACUGCUCGAGAAGUGUAAAGAAGAUAUUAAGAAAAAAGAAGACGCAUUAGCGGUUCUGGAUGUUGAGAUUAAAUCUAUAAGUCCCACAGAAGCACAAGAUUCAAUGAUACAAGAGCUUUUAUCAAAGCAGAGGGAAUACCGAGAAUGUUUUAAGAGUAUUGGGCUGUUGCAGUGUGAUGAAGCUAAGCUAUCAGUGCAGUUAGAAUUAUUCCAUCAAAAAAUAACAGAACUUGGGGAUGCUACUCCUCAUUCUGGCAUUGAUUUUAACACUUCUGAAGUUGACUUGACUAAAAAUAAGAAUGACAGUAUGGACAAAGGCAAAAAACUAAAGAAACCCAAGACUCUAUUUAAGAAAAACAAAAGCAAUGUGAGUGAAGUACAUAUCCCAGAGGAAGAAGGAGAAGAAUAUUCUGAGAUUGCUAUGCAGAAAUCCUUGACUGAUGAGGACUGGUAUCAUGGGUGUAUUCCAAGACCAGAAGCUGUCACACUAUUGGAAAAAGACGGACAAUUCUUAGUACGACAGAAAGGAGAUGAUUCGGGACAGAUUGUUUUAUCUGUAAAAUGGGAAGGAAAACAUAAACAUUUCCCAAUACAAAAAAACGCUGAGGGACAGUUCAGACUUGAAGGUGAUAACUACGGAACUGUGAGCGAAUUGAUAGAAUAUCAAAUGAAAACCCAUAAACCUGUUACUAAAUUAUCUGGUGCUAUUCUCCUAAGCUUUAUUCAGAGACACUGGGACUUGACACACGAUGAUAUUGAAAUAGCAGAGUUCCUUGGAAAGGGUAAUUUUGGUGAUGUUAUGAAAGGGUAUCUGAAGAAAGACAGAACACCGGUCGCUGUCAAGACGUGUAAGGAAAAUGUAGAUCCAAUAAUCAGACAAAAAUUUCUAAUGGAAGCCAGGAUAUUGAAGCAGUAUGAUCAUAAAAAUAUUGUGAAACUGGUUGGUGUAUGUACAGAAAGACAACCUGUCUAUAUUGUCAUGGAAUUCAUAGCAGGGGGUGAUUUCUUGAAUUUUCUGAGGAAUCAAGGUGGUUCAAUGUCAAUCCCACAAUUGGUAAGAAUGAGUGAAAAUGCGGCAGCUGGUAUGGCUUACCUUUCUAGUAAAAAAUGUAUUCACAGGGACUUAGCAGCAAGGAACUGUCUUGUUGGUGACAAUAAUAUUGUGAAAAUCAGUGACUUUGGUAUGUCAAGGCAGGAAGAAGAUGGCUUAUAUAUGGUGUCUGGAGGAAUGAAGCAAAUUCCAAUCAAAUGGACGGCACCAGAAGCUAUGAAUUAUGGUGAAUAUACAAUAGAGUGCGAUGUGUGGAGCUAUGGUAUCCUUUUGUGGGAAAUAUUCUCACGUGGCAAUAUUCCAUACCCAGGAAUGAAUAAUGCAACUGCCAGAGAAAAAAUAGAAAAUGGUUACAGAAUGUCAGCUCCAGAUGGUACUCCAAAUGAAAUACAUGAAUUAAUGUUAGAAUGCUGGAAAUACCACCCGCAAGACAGAAUAACUUUUGAACAAAUUCAUCGUACUUUAGUUCGACUUUGUAAAGUUAUAAAAUAA
Molecule: messenger RNA, 2131 nt
Organism: Saccoglossus kowalevskii
Lineage: Eukaryota; Metazoa; Hemichordata; Enteropneusta; Harrimaniidae
Product: tyrosine-protein kinase Fer-like
Biological process (GO): peptidyl-tyrosine phosphorylation
Molecular function (GO): ATP binding; non-membrane spanning protein tyrosine kinase activity
Source: RefSeq, a predicted model, not a curated record